CUUCAUUCGCUCAGCUUUGCCCUGAGGUGUCCGUGGUCAGAGCAGAGAGGGGGUCACUGCUCCAAGAUGUGCUCCAGACAAAGCGGGUGCGGCUGCGGCUGCGGCUGCUGCUGCUGCUGCCGGGGGAGUUACCAGUCCCAGGGCUCCUCCGGCGGGGGAGGAGGCGGAUCCUGCUGCGGUGGAGGAUCCUCCGGUGGAUCAGCCCAGAAGAUCAUUAUCAGCUCUGGUGGCGGAGGAGGAGGAGGCUCCUCUGGAUGCUGCGGAGGGGGAUCCAGUGGCGGUUCUUCAGGAGGGAAGAUGAUGGGAGGUGGAGGCGGUGGAGGUUCCUCCAGAUGCUGCGGUGGAGGAUCCAGUGGUGGAUCUUCAAAGAGCAUGAUGGGAGGUGGAGGUAGUGGAGGAUCCUCUGGAUGCUGCGGUGGAGGAUCCGGUGGUGGAUCUUCAAAGAGCAUGAUGGGAGGUGGAGGUGGUGGAGGAUCCUCUGGGUGCUGCGGUGGAGGAUCCGGUGGUGGCAGUGGGGGAUCAGCCCAGAAGAUCAUCAUCAGCUCUGGCGGUGGAGGAGGAGGAGGCUCCUCCGGAUGCUGCGGAGGAGGAUCUGGUGGUGGCUCUUCAGGAGGGCAGAUCAUCAUGGGAGGGGGAGGCGGUGGUGGAUCCUCUGGGUGCUGCGGUGGAGGAUCCGGUGGUGGCUCCUCAGGCCAGACCAUCAUCAUCAGCUCUGGAGGUGGCGGCGGAGGCUCCUCCCAGUCCAGCCAGCAUAAAUGUCCCAUUGUCAUCCCCAGCGUGGUGUCCCACCAGACCAAGCAGAGCUCCCACUGGCCCUGCCAGCAGAAGUAACAGCCCUGGGCAGCUCCGGUUCCCAUCGGGAACAGCCGAGUCUUUGCACUCCAAGCUUGCUCCCAGCACAUCCCCGUCCUUUGUGUUCCCUCGGUGCUGCAUCCCUGUGCUGUGAACUCCCAGGUGGCUCCUCUGUGCCAUAAAUGUGACGGGAAAUAAAGAUUUCUGUGCACGGACACAA
Molecule: messenger RNA, 1012 nt
Organism: Cyanistes caeruleus (blue tit)
Lineage: Eukaryota; Metazoa; Chordata; Aves; Passeriformes; Paridae
Source: RefSeq, a predicted model, not a curated record